UUUUGAAAUGUCACAGCGGAAGCGGAGUCCGCUCAGUGCAGGGCCGGAGUGAGGGAUCAGCUCUCAGUGUUUCAGAGUGAAACAUUAAUAACGCCGUUUUUAAUCCGUCAUAAAGUUCAUAUUAAACGGCUUUAUUACUCAGCUACAGCGAAGAUGCCGCGGCGGAAGAGAAAUGCGUGCAGCAGCUCCGACGGUACGGAGGACUCUGAUUUCUCAGCUGAUCACACGGACAGCUCAGAGAGCGACGCUCAUGCUGCCAAAAACACUCGUCUCACGCGCUCCUCGCUCCGACUCAGCCAGAGCUCGCAAGAUUCCAGCCCUGUCGGGAGCUCGUCUGCUCUGGCCUCAGACGAGAUGAGCUUUUCAACCCGCCGAGUGACCCGCAGUCAACAGCAGGGGGAGCCGGUCGCAGCCAGGAAAAGCGAAAUCCCCCUGCGGCAGAGCGGCUCGGAGGCGGAGCGGCAUGGGGAAGUCUCAGACAGGGAUGCGAAGCAAGUGGCGGAUCAGGAUGAAUCGCCCCCCCGGACCCCCACAGGAAACGCCCACUCCUCUGAGUCUGAUAUCGACGUGUCCAGCCCCAACGUGUCUCAUGAUGAGAGCCUGGCGAAGGAGCUUUCGCUCAGAGAGUCCAGCCUGGCCCACCGGCCAAAACGCCGCCGCUUCCACGAGAGUUACAACUUCAACAUGAAGUGCCCCACGCCCGGCUGCAACUCGAUGGGUCAUUUAACCGGGAAACAUGAGAGGCACUUUUCCAUAUCCGGCUGUCCACUGUACCACAAUCUGUCAGCAGACGAGUGCAAGGUGAAGGCCAGUUCUCGGGACAAACAUGUGGAGGAGAGGACGCUGACCCACAGCCAGGAAGAGAAUCGACACUCCACACGCCAUCAGGCUCCUGUGGAGCGUCAGCUGCGCUAUAAGGAGAAGGUGACGGAGAUGAGGAGGAAGCGGAAUUCUACUCCUGUAAAAGAGCACAAAGAGAAAUACGUGGAGCACAGGCAGGCUCAUGGCUCGACUCGUGAGCCGCUGCUGGAGAACAUCACCAGUGAUUAUGACCUGGAGCUGUUUCGGAAAGCGCAGGCACGUGCCUCGGACGAUCUUGAGAAGCUGCGGCUCCAGGGUCAGGUGACCGAGGGCAGUAACAUGAUCAAAACCAUCGUGUUUGGACGCUACGAGCUGGACACCUGGUACCACUCGCCCUACCCUGAGGAGUACGCCCGGCUGGGACGCCUCUACAUGUGUGAAUUCUGCCUCAAAUACAUGAAGAGUCAGACCAUCCUCAGACGACACAUGGCGAAAUGUGUGUGGAAGCAUCCGCCGGGCGAUGAGAUCUACAGGAAGGCCGCCAUCUCCGUUUUUGAAGUGGACGGCAAGAAGAACAAGAUAUACUGCCAGAACCUGUGCCUCCUAGCUAAGCUUUUCCUGGACCACAAAACUCUGUACUACGACGUGGAGCCCUUUCUCUUCUACGUGAUGACUGAAGCAGACAACACGGGCUGCCACCUGGUGGGAUAUUUCUCCAAGGAAAAGAACUCCUUCCUGAACUACAACGUGUCCUGCAUUCUGACCAUGCCGCAGUACAUGCGACAGGGCUACGGCAAAAUGCUGAUCGACUUCAGCUACCUGCUGUCUAAAGUGGAGGAGAAGGUGGGCUCCCCUGAGCGGCCCCUGUCUGACCUCGGCCUCAUCAGCUACAGGAGCUACUGGAAGGAAGUGCUGCUGCGUUACCUGCAUAACUUCCAGGGUAAAGAGAUCUCCAUCAAAGAGAUCAGCCAGGAAACGGCUGUGAACCCUGUCGACAUCGUCAGCACCCUGCAGUCUCUCCAAAUGCUCAAGUACUGGAAAGGGAAACACCUGGUCUUAAAGAGACAGGACCUGAUUGAUGAAUGGAGAUCCAAAGAGUUGAAGCGUGGAAGCAGCAAGACCAUCGACCCCACAGCUCUGAAAUGGACCCCACCUAAAGGGACAUAGUGGAUCUCCAGCAUCUCUCCCAAACUUCCUCCGCUGCUCUGUGGUCACUCUAGAAUAGUUUUCCUGCAUAACAAGCUGUAGUCACUGUCUCCGCUACAGCCAGCAUGUUCUCACCGCUAACCGUAUCAUGUAAAAGGCUAGUUCAGUGUUUUACAGUCCUGCUCCUGAAGUCCCUGCACAACAUCCCGCUCCGUGGAGUCGACGGGCACGACAAAACCUUCGAUUUCACCCCCCGUGGACGGAGGAGUGCAGGCUGAACUAAAUGAAAAAUCAUAAACCGUCAAAGAAGUAUAAAUAUAGAGAGCAAAAUAUUGAGUGCUCUGAGGAGUGGGGUUCAGAAGCUUAAGAACAAGUGAAUAUCUAAAGGGGAAUUCCACCAAUUUUUCAAAAUUUCUACGUAAUUAAAUGGUCAAGAUGUAAACAGAGUCGUUCAGAGUGGUUUGGUGUGAAACGCUCUGUUCUAGAUAAAAUUACUGAGUCAGAGCUGUUCACAGUGGUGGUGAUAGGAACCAGACGUCCACCUCUAAAAGCUCCCUCACAGAAAGUUACUACAUGAAAUGGUUAUGAAUUCACUGCCUGAUGUCUGAGACACUGUUUUACAGUAGUUUUGUGAUAGAGUUUAGGCCUAAAAUGUCUUGUUAAUCCAUUAAGUUUAAUCCAUUGAUGGUGAAAGGAUACAUGCAGGGUGCUGUGAGGCAAAAUAGUCCCCAAAGAAAACUGAUUAUUUCAGAUUUUCCACUAUUUUCCCAUCAUCAACAUUCCAUAUAAACUCAGAAGACUUGUGUAGGUUCACUGGUGGUUCUGGAUAGUAACCCCUGGUUCCUAUCACCACCACUGUAAAGACAAAGAGUCUCUACAGUCAACCAUUUAACACCAAACUGCUUUGAAUGUGUGUGUGCUAUUGUUAUGAUACAAGCUUGUUGCGAUAGAAGAAACCUUUUUGGGGUUAUAUAGAACCCUUUUCAAAAAGGUCCUGUAGAGAACCAUCUAGAGCACUAUCUUCAUUGAUCUGAAGAACCAUUUUACAAUGCAAAUAACCCUUUACGCUCUCUCAGCGUGCUUCGUGCCAAUCCCCCACAGAUAAUGUCCGCCUGUCUCCAUAGAAAUGAAUGAGAGGUAAAAGUACAAUUUCCUCGGCUCACUUUUUCGUGAAUAAAUAAAAUGAGCAGUAGGACAACAGUAGAGGAAUAACGCAGGACUGCGGAACACUGAGCUAGCGGUAUACGCACAGCUAACGCUUCAGCAGUAGCAAUAUUACUACUUUUAUUGUCAGUGAAACAGCCAGUAGAACACCGUCAGUGCAAAACUGUGGAACCGAAUGGAAAACAUGGAACUACAGCUGCCACUGAAUGUUCAGCCUUGUUACUGAUGUCCACCGUUUCAACCUUCUAACAGUCAGCAUGUUUCCUUUAGCUACCUCUGUUUUUACUGUGAGUUUUACUACGUUCUCAAAUCUUGCGUGAGCGCUGUUGGUCACUGAAGGGUUCCGAUGCUUUACUUAAUAAUGACUAGAUAAGCUAAGCAGUUCUUUAAAAGAGGUUCUCAUUGUCUGUACUGUAUUUAUUUUACAGUAUAAAAAGGGCUGAGAUCAGAUAUGAAGGGCCUGUAGGUCAGUAUGAAAGGUUCUAGUUUGAUUAAAGGUCUAUUAUAGCUAGAAAUAACUCAUUGUACAAUGUUGGGAUGUAGCAGCGGGUUCUCGACCUGAACCUUUAACAUCACUUUUUGGGCAUCGCAAUAGUUUGUGCACCCCUGGUCAAAUGUUUUUUGUUGAUUGUCUAAGUGAGAAUAAGGUCCAGUCCCAUUUUGUAUUUUUACCCCUACCCCUUGUUUUCGAGUGUUGCUCCUUGGAACUGAGUUACA
Molecule: messenger RNA, 3828 nt
Organism: Colossoma macropomum (tambaqui)
Lineage: Eukaryota; Metazoa; Chordata; Actinopteri; Characiformes; Serrasalmidae
Gene: kat7a
Product: K(lysine) acetyltransferase 7a
Exons: 15
Coding region: 154-1968 (604 amino acids)
Biological process (GO): regulation of DNA-templated transcription
Cellular component (GO): nucleus
Molecular function (GO): zinc ion binding; histone acetyltransferase activity
Source: RefSeq, a predicted model, not a curated record